UGAAGGACACUGCCGGGAAUCUUUAAACGUCCCCGGCCACUCCGACGAUUUGUAAACAUGGCGAGCCUGGUAGAUGUCGGUUGGAAACUCCUGGAAUUCAAAGCCCGAUCGAAAAGAUCAGAUUUGUGAUUUAGCUGAGAGAGAGAGACGAUUGGCCUUUAUUUCACCUUUUGAGAAUGGCCGCUUCAGUGGCUGCGACAGCACGCGCUCAUCGGAAAGUUCUCCGAGUCGGUUCCAUCUAUGAACCUCUUAAGCUGUCCAAUCUCAAGCGGGAGGAUGAGCCCCUAUGGGAGAAGCUGGACCGCUACUACAAUGCUGUCAAGACCACCAUUCUGAACUACCAGAGUCCCACCACGGGCCUUUUCCCCGUCAAUACGUGCUCAACGUGCAAAGAGGCCAAGGUCCGGGACUCCCUGUAUUGUGCUGCUGGUGCCUGGGCCCUGGCCAUGGCCUACAGACGCAUCGACGACGACAUGGGGCGAACCCACGAGCUGGAGCAUUCAGCCAUCAAGUGUAUGAGAGGGAUCCUCUACUGCUACAUGAGACAAGCUGAUAAGGUGGAGCAGUUCAAGCAGGAUCCCAGCCCCUCCAAGUGUCUGCACUCAGUGUUCCAUGUCGACACCGGCGACGAGGUUCACUCCUACAGCGACUACCACCACCUGCAGAUCGAUGCCGUCUCUCUGUUUCUGCUGUACCUGGUGGAGAUGAUCUGCUCGGGCCUGCAGAUCAUUUACAACACUGAUGAGGUUUCCUUCAUCCAGAACCUGGUGUUCUGCGUGGAGAGGGCCUACAGGGUGCCUGACUACGGCAUGUGGGAGCGAGGCAGCAAAUACAACAAUGGCAGCACUGAGCUGCAUUCCAGCUCUGUGGGACUGGCUAAAGCUGCUCUGGAGGCCAUCAAUGGAUUCAACCUGUUUGGAAACCAGGGCUGUUCGUGGUCAGUGAUAUUUGUGGAUCUGGACGCCCACAACAGGAACAGGCAAACCCUCAGCUCCCUGCUGCCCCGAGAGUCACGCUCCCACAACACAGACGCGGCCUUGCUUCCGACCAUCAGCUACCCGGCCUUCGCGGUGGACGACGACGCUCUGUACAGCCAGACCCUGGACAAGAUAGUGCGCAAGCUGCGCGGCAGAUACGGCUUCAAGCGCUUCCUCCGCGACGGCUACCGCACGGCCAACGAAGACAAGAAUCGCCGCUACUACAAACCGGCCGAAAUGAAGCUUUUCGAUGGAAUCGAGUGCGAGUUCCCCAUAUUUUUCAUCUACAUGAUGAUUGACGGGGUGUUCAGAGGAAAUGACGCUCAGGUCAAGGAGUACCAGGACCUCCUUGAACCCAUCGUCUUCCAGUCUUACGAGGGUCAUGCUGUGAUCCCCAAAUACUACUACGUACCUGCUGAUUUCGUGGAGGCGGAGCAGAACAAGCAUGGGAGCCAGAAGCGUUUCCCUAGCAACUCUGGACGUGAUGGGAAGGUGUUCCUCUGGGGUCAGGCCUUAUACAACAUCGCCAGACUGCUGGUGGACGAGCUGAUCAGCCCUAAAGAUAUCGAUCCCAUCCACCGCUACGUGCCGCACCAGGCUCAGCGCAACGUCAGCAUGCGGUACUCCAAUCAGGGUCCUAUAGAGAACGAUGUUGUGAUCCACGUGGCCCUUAUUGCAGAGAGCCAGAGAUUGCAGGUGUUUCUGAAUACGUACGGCAUUCAAACCCAGACGCCGCAGCAGGUGGAGCCGAUCCAGAUCUGGCCUCAGAGAGAACUGGUCAAGGCAUACCGUUUCCUCGCCAUCAAUAAGAAGCUGGGGUUGAGUGGGCGUCCGGAGAGGCCAGUGGGCUGCAUCGGGACCUGCAAGAUUUAUCGUAUCCUGGGCAAGACGGUGGUGUGCUACCCAAUAGUGUUUGAUCUGAGUGACUUUUACUUGUCCCAAGAUGUUAUGCUGCUGAUUGACGACAUCACGAAUGCCCUGCAGUUCAUCAAACAGUGCUGGAAGAUGCAGGGACGUCCUCUCUUCCUGGUUCUCAUCCGUGAGGAUAACAUCAAGGGAAGCCGCUUCAACCCAGUCUUGGACAUGCUGGCAUCUUUCAAGAAAGGCAACAUUGGAGGGGUCAAAGUUCACGUCGACAGACUUCAGACCCUGAUAUCUGGAGCAGUGGUGGAGCAGCUGGACUUCCUGCGUGUGAACGAGGCCGAGAUCACAGAGUUUAAGAGCUUUGAAGAGCUGGAGCUGCCGAAACACUCCAAGGUGAAGAGGCAGAUGAGUACGCCCAAUGCCUCGGACCUGGAGCAGCAGCCGGAGAUCAGCGUGGAGGAGUGGCUGCCCAAGCCCUCCAAUGAGAUCAUCCAGAAGUUCCAUGACUCAAACUGCUUAGCCAGUCAGGCUCAGCUUGCAGGAAUCCUUCUUAGGAGAGAAGGACCAGACUUCCUCGCCAAAGAUGAGAACCUGAUGGAUGAACUGGAGAGACUCUACAGAAGAGCUGGCAGCAGGAAGCUUUGGUCUGUUGUCCGACUUGCCGCCAGUCUCUUAUCUAAGCUAGUGGACAGCCUUGCCCCCAGUAUUACUAGUGUUUUAGUUCAUGGCAAGCAGGUGACCCUCGGCCUAUUCGGGCACGAGGAGGAGGUGAUCUCCAACCCGCUGUCGCCAGGGGUGAUCCAGGGCAUCAUCUACAGCAAGUGCUCCCCUCACGGCGGGGCGCGGGAGGCUGUACUUCAGCAGGAGCUGGUCAUCCAUAUCGGAUGGAUUAUCUCCAACAAUCCAGAGCUGUUCAGCGGCAUGCUCAAGAUCAGAGUCGGAUGGAUCGUCCAGGCCAUGAAGCACGAGCUGAAGAUCCGGGCAGGAGAGAUGCCUCCCCAGGACAUCUACCAACUCUCCCCCGGCGACAUCAAGCAGCUGCUGCUGGACGUCCUGCAGCCGCAGCACACCGGCAGGUCUUGGCUGAACAGGCGUCAGAUCGAUGGCUCUCUGAACCGGACCCCCCUGGGCUUUUAUGACCGCGUGUGGCAGAUCCUGGAGAGGACCCCCAACGGCAUUCUGGUGGCUGGGACUCACCUCCCGCAGCAACCCACACUGUCUGACAUGACCAUGUAUGAGAUGAACUUCUCCCUGCUGGUGGAGGACACGCUGAAGAACAUUGUCCUGCCUGAGUACAGACAAAUCAUAGUCGAGCUGCUGAUGGUGGUGUCUAUCCUGCUGGAGAGAAACCCGGAGCUGGAGUUCAGCGACAAGGUGGAUCUGGACAGUCUGGUGAAGGACGCGUUCAGUGAUUUCCAGAGGGAUCGCAGCAGCUUCGAAGGCAUCGAGAAGCAGGAUACUAUGGAGUCAUUCUACAACACACCUCCGGUGGGAAAGAGGGGCACGUCCAGCUAUCUGACCAAGGCUGUUAUGAUCCAGUUGCUGCAAGGGGAUGUCAAGCCCUGCAAGGAUGAGCCGUGCUCUGUUAGUUAGAUUUACAACGCUUUGAUUCCCCCCUCCCCGUGCAGCAUGGAGCACAGAGUGUCCACCACACGCAUUCAUAAGAUUACCUCUCUUUACCCACUCCUGCGAGCUACAGUUUUCCUCGACUUUUGCUUCAACGGCAACAUGGGCUUUGAGCAGAGGCUUCAACCGGAGUAGAUUGGCGUGUUGGUAAAUUGUGACAGGCAUGAAAAUACAUCCAUGAGUCGUGCUUAAAAGUCUUAUUUGUUUUAUUUUACUACAUAUCUUAGUUUUGUCAGAGUUCUGCAUUCCGACCAUAUUGGAUAUUUGAAUUAAGAUUGAUCUUGAGUAAAGGCCACGUCCUGCCCUUUAUUUGGAUGCCAUCGAUUAGCAUGUCGGCACUUUGUCCCAAAUUUUAUUAUACUGCACAUCAACCAGUUAUGUUUAUCUCAGUAACGCCUACAACUUACAAAGUUCAGUCCCCCGACAAAUUAAGGUUUUAAUGGUGUUACUAACAAUGAUAUGUGGCGUUGUCAGAAUGACAGUUAGCCAGCUGACUACUGUUAUCUUACACUUUCCCAAAUGAUAAGUAAUUUACUUAAAAACAGCAAAUAAAAAGCUUAUUUGAAGGAAAAAGCACAUUGCUGAUUUUGGAUUAAAAUUGAAACUGGGCGGAAACAGCUAGCCUGGCUCUAAAGGAUGUGAAACUAGCAGCAUACUCAUAUGACAGGUAUCAGAUAUUCUCAUCUAACUCUUUGUAAUAACGUGAAGCAGGAUAUUUCCCAAAAUGUGGAACUAUUUCUGUAAAAAUGUCAGUUUUACUUGUUCAGUAUUCUGUCUGUCAUUAUACCUCACCAGCAAUAAUCUAGAUGGAACAUAGCAAUUUAAUAUGCAUACGUGAAUCAGUCAGAAACGCAUCGUAUCAUGAGAGAUGUGGUUCUCAAAUCGACUCCCUUUAGCAGGUGAAUCUUAUAAUAUGAAACAGAAAGCGGGAAUUAAUUUUUGCCAUUAAUUCCAGAUUUCUAAUAAUAAAUGUGUGGAUCUUCGUCAAAAUGCAGCUUGACCUUGUAAACCUCAGUCAAAACUAUCUGCAGGUCUUUGGCAUUAGAGCGCUGUUAUAGUGGAGUGAGUUAUACAAUAUAUAUCUAAUAUCACAAUACAUACAACGUCAGCCUUGGGUGUUUGCUGUACUGUGUUGAGUUUCUCUUAGAGGGAGAGGUCUUCUCCCUUCGAUGCAUGCACAGUCUGCUGCAUGACAAUAGGUACUGUUUGGCGUAUAACCAUUGUGAUGGUUUCUCUGAAUGUCACAGGCUACAAAAUAGGGUUUCCGAGAGGCCCGUUUUGCACAAUAGGGCCCUGCAUGACAAUGACUACUGCUCGCCUGAAGUCGGGGGACAGAAGGACCCUUUAGAAAAUGUUGCUGUUUUGUUGAAUAUGGGCAACCGAAAAUACUGCUGUCAACCUUAUGUAGAAAUGAUGAAAGGCUCACUAUUUUAAGGCGUGCCUUUCUGAAUAUCAUCACUGUGAUGAACCUGCCUAACCCUGUGUGCGUGCGCGCGUCCGUGUGUGUGCUGUAUACCGUUUUCAUUCAAAAGACAGUAUUUUUAACUCAGAAAUUCUAGAAUAAAGUCAUCGUGGAAACUACAAA
Molecule: messenger RNA, 5052 nt
Organism: Scophthalmus maximus (turbot)
Lineage: Eukaryota; Metazoa; Chordata; Actinopteri; Pleuronectiformes; Scophthalmidae
Gene: phkb
Product: phosphorylase kinase, beta
Exons: 32
Coding region: 177-3434 (1085 amino acids)
Biological process (GO): glycogen metabolic process
Cellular component (GO): phosphorylase kinase complex
Molecular function (GO): calmodulin binding
Source: RefSeq, a predicted model, not a curated record